Molecule: messenger RNA, 3363 nt
Organism: Penicillium salamii
Lineage: Eukaryota; Fungi; Ascomycota; Eurotiomycetes; Eurotiales; Aspergillaceae
Source: the annotation of a GenBank genome assembly
AUGCACAGACGCUCGUCGGGCUCUCCUGUCGAGGACGAAGAUUCCUCGGUCUCCCGGACAGACGAUGGCCCGAACCCCAUCGACGAGAAAUCGCGCUCCCAAAUAGCACGACGCGGCACUAGCUUUGACCUUCGCCGCGACGGCAGCGCAACGCCGCGCUCCCGGAACUCGAGCAUGUGGCGCACUCCGUCUUCGCAACCUUCUAACGACACCAAACCGAUGCCAUUGGGCUCCCCACGCCUCCCCAUGGAGGCUCCCUCCCCCGACGGUCGGCGAGCGCGACAAUCCCGCCUGCGCAGUCCUUGGUCUUGCUCCAUCUUGACUGCGCUGACGACAUGUGUCGCCGUCGUUGUCUUGAUUUCUAUUGUUCAAUCGUUCGCCGGUCGGCAAGUGGGUGGAGAUGGUUGCGGUGUACCGAUGAUGAGUCCCACGUUCAUUCGCAUGCUCGAAUUCGAUACCGAACAUACCCGUUUUGCAAGCAAAUACAAUCUUUUCGUCUACCGGGAGGAGGGUGUGGAUCCCUACACACAGGAUAACAUCGGAUUGAACGGCGUGCCUGUGCUGUUUCUUCCCGGUAACGCCGGCAGUUAUCGGCAAGUGCGGUCUCUGGCGGCUGAGGCCUCGCGACAUUACUACGACGUGGUCCGACAUGACGAGAGCGGCCAUGCGGCUGGGACGCGGAGUUUGGAUUUCUUCAUGGUCGAUUUCAACGAAGAUAUGGCAGCGUUCCAUGGGCAGACGUUGUUGGACCAAGCUGAAUACGUGAACGAAGCGAUUUCAUAUAUUCUAUCACUCUAUCAUGACCCCCGGCGGACACGUCGAGACCCUGGGCUACCGGAUCCUAGCGCCGUCAUCCUUAUCGGCCACUCUAUGGGUGGAAUUGUGGCUCGAACUGCUUUAACCAUGGCUAACUACCAGGCCAAUUCUGUCAACAGCAUCAUCACAAUGUCUGCCCCCCACGCGAAGCCGCCUGUUUCCUUCGACUCCGAUAUCGUCCAUACCUACAAACAGAUCAACGACUACUGGCGCGAUGCAUAUGCCCAAACCUGGGCGAACAACAACCCGCUGUGGCAUGUGACUCUAAUCUCCAUCGCGGGCGGUGCGCGGGAUACGGUGGUACCUUCCGACUAUGCUAGUAUUUCUUCUCUCGUUCCCGAAACGCAUGGGUUCACCGUCUUCACCUCCUCUAUUCCGGAUGUAUGGAUUGGCAUGGACCACUUGUCGAUCACCUGGUGCGACCAGUUCCGCAAGGCAAUCAUUAAAUCCUUAUUCGAGAUUGUUGAUGCAAGGCGUCCCACUCAAACAAAGCCACGGGCCGAGCGCAUGCGAGUGUUGAAACGGUGGUACCUGACUGGCUUGGAGUCGGUGGCCGAGCGGACCUUGCCUCAGAAAGAAGCAAAUACCCUUUUGACACUGGAAGAUAAUGCGAACACCAUCCUCGCACAGGGGCAGCGGCUGAUCUUGCGUGAACUGGGCUUGCAGCAUGGCCCAGACGUGCGUCUUUUGCCAAUCCCUCCUCCAGGCGUAUCUGGCAAAAAGUUCACCCUGCUCACGGAUCAGUCCCUGGACAAGAACGGCAACGUUGAGGUCUUGUUCUGCAGCGUGUUCCCACUAUCCAAUGGUCGCUCAACCAACUUUGCGCUCAAUUUAGACUUCUCCGGCGGUACAGUAGGCUCGACUCGGUUGGCUUGCAAGAGUGCGGCUGAAGACAGCAUUCAUUUGCCUUCCUCUACCCGGUCAUCCAAGCAUGCCUAUGAUCGCAACGCACCAUUCUCGUACCUCCAGUAUGAUUUGGAGGGCCUCGCAGAACAUCAAUUCGUUGCUGUCGUGGACAAGGCCAACGUGCCGACGUUGGGAUUCCUUGUCGCCGAGUUCUUAGACAGCUCGGAUUCUCUCAUCCGGGCCAAGGUUGGCUUGGGCGGGCUGUUGAGUGCUGGUCUAAAAAUGCGGCUGCCCGCAAACCGACCUAUGUUGACCGAGGUGAAGAUCCCGGCUCUGCACUCCAGCUUACUCGACUACCGGCUCAAGAUUACGCGAGAUUCUUCAAAGCCGGAAAUUUUCGCGCCAUUGCUUCGGCAGUCCGUCUCUGAUCCCCAUGAGUCUAAGUUCUUCGUGAAUGUGAACGAAGUGAAUGUGAACCUACAUGGCAUGGCCCCCUUCAUGCCACCAGCGAUUAGCGAGCAGGCCGCUCUCGGGGGCGUGUCUUUCCAGUUGUGGACCGACCCAACCUCUGGUUCGACUGUCGACAUAUCGCUUCAAGUUGAUCUCAUGAGUAGUCUUGGUGAGCUAGUAAUGCGCUAUCGAACCAUCUUUGCCGCGUUCCCCCUGCUUGUCGUUGCCCUCGUGCUCCGCAAGCAGUUCCAGGUCUAUGACGAGUCCGGCUACUUCAUUCCGUUCACCGAUGGCCUUGACCGGGCUUUGCGGUCAUCUUUCCCGCUUCUUCUGGUGGCCAUGUCGCUACUAGCUUCGUCCUUGGCUACUUCAAAGGCCUUGCCUCAGACUGACGAGACACUCCACUGGCGAACGAACUCAACCGAGACUGCCAUUGAUUUUACCAAGAAUGAUCUAUUACUCGGAUCUCAAGACGCAUUCUUCUGGUUCCUUGUACCUGUGUUUGGGCUCAUCAGUGUAGGCGUCUGUGUCCUCGUCAACUAUCUCGCUUUGACGCUUGUGAACAUUUGCUCCUGGGUAUAUGGGGCUUCGCACAGCAAGUCAGGCUACAUUCGGCGCGAGGACCGGGGAAAUUUCCCGAUUUUCAAUACCCCGACCCCUCGACGGCGCAUUAUCCACACUGCGAUUCUUCUGAUCCUUGUAUCGACCGUCAUUCCCUACCAGUUCGCUUAUAUGGUGGCUUGUAUUGUUCAACUGGCCACGUGUGUCAGGGCACAAUGGCAUGCCAAGGAGACGAGAUCCACCUCGCAUACAAAUUUUGGUAACUACGCACACUCUAUCCUCAUCCUGAUGCUGUGGAUUUUACCUAUCAACGUGCUUGUCUUGCUCGUAUGGGCCCAUAACCUGGUUGUGCACUGGUUCAUGCCAUUCUCAUCUCACCACAACGUUCUAUCCAUUAUGCCCUUCCUCAUUCUCGUCGAGACUAUGACAAGUGGUGCUAUGAUCCCGCGCAUAACUUCCAGGCUUAAACACAUUACCUCAAUGCUUUUCUUCGUUAUCGCCAUCUACUCAGCGAUCUAUGGAGUCUCGUACGCGUACCUCCUCCACCACCUCGCCAACCUUCUCGCGGCAUGGUUCGUUGGAAUCUACCUGUUCGGCACAAACUUCUCCCCGCGCCGUUUAUGGCGAAUUAUCGACGACGACGAAACCCCUUCUGAAUCAGGAAAUAGUCACGUGAAGAAGAAGCCAUGA